This is a messenger RNA of Penicillium canescens, 1302 nucleotides long. RefSeq names its product DUF890 domain protein. The transcript is spliced from 10 exons. Gene Ontology annotation, cellular component: nucleus. Bases 1 to 1302 code for a protein of 433 amino acids. Gene Ontology annotation, molecular function: 23S rRNA (adenine(1618)-N(6))-methyltransferase activity. Gene Ontology annotation, biological process: rRNA base methylation. Lineage: Eukaryota; Fungi; Ascomycota; Eurotiomycetes; Eurotiales; Aspergillaceae. The record is from RefSeq and is a predicted model, not a curated record.
AUGGAAAAUGCACGAAAUCUCUACAGAAACGACGUUGAUUUCGCAGCCUUAGCGCUGCAGUCGCGCGACUUCGCCAAGUAUUUGAAACCAAAAUCUCAAUUAGACUUCAGCGACCCAGCCGCUGUCCGGCAGCUCACUACUACCCUCCUGGAGCAGGACUUUCAUUUGAAAGUGGAGAUUCCUGAAGAUCGACUAUGUCCACCGGUACCAAAUAGACUUAAUUACAUUCUCUGGCUUCAGGACCUUCUGGACUCCACCACUGGAGAACUCAAAUCUGGAUAUGACUCCAACCGAGAAGUCGUCGGUCUUGAUAUUGGGACCGGGUGUAUCAGUAUUUACCCACUGCUUGGCUGCACAACCCGGCCCGGUUGGAAGUUUGUUGCAACGGAUAUCGACUCCAAUAACAUAUGCAGCUCUCAGCACAACGUCCAAUUGAACAACCUCGAGCACCGAAUCCGGGUUAUCAAUACUGACGCUGAGGGACCGCUCUUCCCGCUAAACAAGCUUGGCCAUGAAACUCUCGACUUUACCAUGUGCAAUCCCCCCUUCUAUACCUCGCGUGAUGAACUGAUUCAAUCCGCCGAGCAAAAGGCACGGCCUCCAUUUUCGGCAUGUACCGGCGCCGAGGUGGAAAUGGUCACCCGCGGUGGAGAAGUAGCUUUCGUGAAACGCAUGAUCGACGAGAGUCUCGUUUUGCGUGACCGUAUCCAGUGGUAUACAUCCAUGCUCGGCAAACUCAGUAGUGUCUCCGUUCUUGUUGAGAUGCUGAUGCAGCACGAUAAUCACAAUUAUGCCGUCACCGAGUUUGUGCAGGGGAGCAAGACGAAGCGGUGGGCUCUGGCUUGGUCGUGGGGGAAUAAACGGCCUAUUAUGACCGUUGCGCGAGGAAUACCUGGAUUCCCGAAGCAUCUGCUUCCCUUCCCUGCUGAUUACGCGUUCACUUUGGCACCCGGUACAUCUAUUGACACAGCUAGCGCUACCUUAAACAGCGAAUUUGAUUCCCUGCCCUGGUUCUGGAGCUGGGAUCAAAAUACCUCGGCGGGGACUGGUCUCGCCGCUGAGAAUGUAUGGUCUCGACAAGCACGCCGGAAGAUGAAACUCGCUGGCCAGGAAGGCGAAGGCAGAUUGAAAGAGGUACCAGCACGAGUCCAGCUGGGAGUACGCGUGUACCUACGGUUACUCAGACGCCAGAAGCCUGAAAACGAAGAGGUACAAGCAUUGGUACGGUGGACCCAGGGGACAGACAGUGUCCUAUUCGAGAGUUUCUGCGGGAUGGUGAAAAGAAAGCUGGAAGCAAAGUGA